Messenger RNA from Myxocyprinus asiaticus (Chinese sucker), 5944 nucleotides. RefSeq names its product phosphatidylinositol 3-kinase regulatory subunit beta-like. Gene Ontology annotation, molecular function: 1-phosphatidylinositol-3-kinase regulator activity; protein binding. Gene Ontology annotation, cellular component: phosphatidylinositol 3-kinase complex. The record is from RefSeq and is a predicted model, not a curated record. Gene Ontology annotation, biological process: phosphatidylinositol phosphate biosynthetic process; insulin receptor signaling pathway. The transcript is spliced from 17 exons. Lineage: Eukaryota; Metazoa; Chordata; Actinopteri; Cypriniformes; Catostomidae. The coding region runs from base 2302 to 4524 and encodes 740 amino acids.
AUUAAACUGUAUGCUUAUUAUGAUCUUCUUUGAAGUGGUUAUAAAGUGCUCUCGUGUGCUAGACAACUUGGGUCUUGUUUUUUUCCGCUUCAACUUUUCUCUGUUGUUUUUCAAACGAGUCUCAUCAUGCAACACAUUUUUCACUUUGCUGUGAAGUGACAUCACUGACAGGGCUUCUCCAUGCUUAUCGCAAAUAUCCAACUAAUCGAUAAUUAAAUUCGUUGUCGAUGAUUUCCAUUAUCGAUAAUUAGCGAUUUUAUUGGUUAGUUGUUGCAGCCCUAAGUGUCAGGGAACUGCUGAGGAGAGGUUGAAGUUGAUAGAAUACAUGCUUUAGAGGUAAAUAAAUGAGUGUUCCACAGGAUGAUGGAUCUGCUCAAGUUUUGUGAGGUUUGUUUAUUACAUCUGUUUAAACAAGAUAUGCACAUAUUUGCAGACGUUAUAUGAUAUUAUUUGUAUUGAUAUUUGCAUUUUAUCAUUAGAUAAGACAGUUAAAAGUUACAGGGAACUGUUGAGGAGAUAGAGGGAGAAUGAAACAGGUGAGCACUUUAACAUAAUGAGCUCAAAUGCGUCUGUCUUGGCUCUGAUAUGUGGACCAUUUAAAUGAGACAAAUCAGCCAAAGGGGAAAAUUUAUCAGCCAAUGCCAAUAAUUAAAAAAGUCAGAAUAUCUGCCAAUUGAUCGCUUCGGCGAUAUAUCGGUCAACCACAAAUUUUGAAUCGUUGUAUGUAUGUAGUUUCUUUGGCCCUGCACGAUCCAAGCUUUAAAAGGACAUAAUGUUUGAAGAAUAUUAUCUGUCACCAGACUCAUUGGCAGUAGUCAAGCUACCUUGCCCAAUGAAAUGAUAGAAAAAAAAAAUACAUUCAUAAGAUUUCUGUACUCAGGCAGGCUCAUCAUAUUCCUUCUCGACACACAAAUUGCAAAAUACUGUCCUAAUUUCUUUCAUCUUAGAUUUUUCCCUGGAUAGAUUAAGCUCCUUCCUCGGUAGCCCCAGGCAGAAUGCACAGUACAACAGAGAAUCCUGAUCCUGUUUCCUCAGUUGAACUCUGAAAUCGAGUCCUCUGCUCUUCCUUGCUUUUUAAAGAUGCUUUCAGAAAUUAUCUUGUAAUGUUUUAUAUAGUCCUGGUUAGAUAAGGUUUAUUUAUAUUUGUGUGCAUCUUGCUUGUCAUUCCAGUGCAUUGAUGUGUAUUCUUCUGUCUUGUCUCUCAUUCAAAUAAUGAAUAUCAUACAUAAUGUCCCUAUAAUUUCCUCCUAUGCAAAGAUUGAGCAGAAAAAGCUAAUAAUUUAGUUUAUUGGUUUGGGUUUUGAUCACUGCCUAGAUACAUUUUCUAAUAUUAGAACGUUUCCUUGAUUUGCCCCAGCUUCUCUGGUGAUUCUUGAGCACAUGGCCAUAUGCUGCCCAAUAGGAAUACAGGAUUACCUUUUCCCUUCUGUAGCAGCAGUGAGUUUCCUGGCUGAAUUCAUUAAUUAUUUUGUGGGCUGCCUUGGUCACUGUGUUUAGCAAACUGCUCUGCUCAAACUGAAUGAAGGAGAGGAAAGGAUGCAUAGAGAGCAUUUAAAUUUGUCAGCCGCUGUUCUACAGCUUAAGCCAUGUGCCUGACUGUAAUGAUGAAGAUUUUUCUCAUCCGAAGUUUUAAUUUUAGCACUCAGGCUCCUGGAUCUUUUCUUUUUUCUGAAUGAUCUACAUCAUAAAACAGCGGUUCUGUUACAUUGAUGUACUUUUAGUUAUAAUAAUGAAAAGGCGGAAAGGGGGAUGACGUGUUUUUGUUUUGGAGGGGGUGUUUUGGUGGUGUGAGGAUUGCGGGCUCUGGUUGGGUAUGUCAAUGCCACGUGUCUGUGCUAGCACCUCUCUUCGCCACACAGAGGAUGUCAGACUGAGACCCUAGUGCGCCUUGCCAGUUAUUAAGUGGGUAAUCACGUUACACCGGGAGGAUCACAUCCUUAGAGGGAAUGUUGAGCAACCUGCUACACCAGUUAAUUUGGCAAAAUAAAUCUUAAUCUUAUUUAAACUCAAGACCUUUUUGUCUGUGCCUGAAUGAGCAUGUUGCGUACUCAUUCCCUCUGUUCCAUCAUUUGGUUGAACCGUGGGUUCAAGUUGAGAAAAGUGCCCUGUUCUGCCAACACUGGACAGGUCUAAGCUUCAGCGUUCCUUCACACUGCACAGGCCCACUCUGUUGGACAUGCUUAUAAGCUCCAGUCAUUAGUCCUUAGCUUUAAACAAAACGUCCCACCAUUCGCCCUCCCAAAGUUUCAUCCUCAGUCCUGUGCUCUUUUCUUUUGGGUGAUUUUUAUUUCAUACUCGAAAAUGGCUGCCGAUGGCUUCCAGUACAGAUCUCUGUAUGCCUACCGUAAGGACUGGGAGGACGAUAUUGACCUUGAACCUGGUGAUGUUCUGACUGUCGACAAAGCGUCUCUACUGUCACUGGGCGUCAAAGAGGGAGAUGAGAAGCACCCAGAGUGCAUUGACUGGAUCUUGGGUUUUAAUGAGCGAACCAAACAGAGGGGAGACUUUCCAGGGACGUACGUGCAGUAUGUUGGACCUGUGAAAAUGUCAGUGCUGUCCUGCCAGCCUCGUUCUCAGAGACCACUUCCUGCUGUUCCCAUACCUGAGCCAGCAGCCUCUGCACAAGUUGUUCCAGUCCUGGACUUGACCAAACAGUUCACACACCUGGAAACUGCUCCCCCUAAUCUUGUUAAGUUGGUUGAAGCAAUAGAGCGGACAGGUCUGGACUGUAGGACACUGUACAGGACAUCCACUGCUUCAGCCUCUGACAGUCAAAGACAGAGCCUCUGUGAGCUGCAGGAGCUGGACGUAGGACAGUGGGACAUUCAUGAACUCUCAGAGGCUCUCAUUCGGUACCUGCAGGAACUUCCUGCCCCCAUCAUCCCUCCCUCUGUUUAUACAGACCUUCAGGCAGCAGUGCAACUAGAAUCGGGAGUGGGAACCACCAGGGCCGUGGCGAUACAAUAUACCGAUGUUCCUUCAGUGAGGAGACGAGAGCAGCUGUUGCAGGCACUGGAGAACCCUGCAGUUCCUCUGCAGAACCUUCUGACACUGCAGUAUUUGCUCAGACACCUGGAAAAGGUGUGCCAGUGCGCAGAGCAGAACGGUCUGGACGUUCACACCCUCUGCCAAAUCUUUGGCCCUCUGCUGAUCAGGGGCCUUGUGAGCGGGCCAGAGGAAGAUGAGGGUUUUCCUGCAGUUGCAAUUGAGAGACUUCUUUUGGAGAGAAUUUGGGAACAGGAGCCAACUCCUCCUGCUCUCCCUCCUAAACCUCCCAAAGCCAAAACCAUGGCCUCAUCUGUAACCAAUGGAAACAACAGCAUACUGACUGAAGCUGAAUGGUACUGGGGAGACAUUUCCAGAGAGGAGGUGAAUGAGAAAAUGAGAGACACUCCUGAUGGUACAUUCUUGGUGCGGGAUGCGUCAAGCAAAGUGCAGGGAGAGUACACCUUGACCCUCAGGAAGGGAGGAAAUAACAAACUGAUCAAGAUUUUUCACCGCGGAGGGAAGUAUGGCUUCUCCGAACCUCUAACUUUUCUCUCUGUGGUGGAGCUCAUCAACCACUACCGGCAUGAGUCACUGGCCCAGUACAAUGCCAAGCUGGACUCUCACCUACUCUUCCCCGUGUCUAAAUAUCAGCAGGAUCAGGUGGUGAAAGAGGACAGUAUUGAGGCGGUAGGUGAGCAACUGAAGGUCUAUCACGAGCAGUAUCAGGAGAAGAGUCGCAAAUAUGACGUACUGUACGAAGAAUACACGCGCACAUCUCAAGAGCUGCAGAUGAAACGAACAGCCAUAGAGGCCUUUAAUGAGACCAUAAAGAUCUUUGAGGAGCAGUGUGAGACCCAGGAGCACCUCAGCAGAGAGAACAUUGAGAAGUUUCACAGAGAAGGCAAUGACAAGGAGAUUGAGAGAAUUCAGAGCAAUUCUAUGAAGCUGAAGUCCAGAGUGACAGAGAUUCAUGACAGCAAGAGGAAGUUGGAACUAGACUUGAAGCUCCAAGCCACAGACAAUCGAGAAAUAGACAAGAGGAUGAACAGCUUGAAACCAGACCUCAUACAACUGAGGAAGCUGAGGGACCAAUACAUUGGAUGGUUGACCCAGAAAGGCACCAGGCAAAGGAAGAUCAACGAAUGGCUGGGUAUAAAGUAUGAAUCGGAGGACUUCUACUCUCUGUUGGAUGAUGAUGACGAUCAAGCGCAUCACAUCGAGUGCGCCUGGUACAUAAGCGACAUUAAACGCACACAGGCAGAGGAUCUUCUGAGAGGCAAACGAGACGGCACUUUCCUCAUUAGAGAGAGCCAGACCCAGAAGGGCUCCUUCGCCUGCUCUGUUGUUGUGGAUGGAGAGAUCAAGCAUUGUGUCAUUUACAAGACGGCAACAGGUUUUGGAUUUGCUGAGCCCUACAACCUUUACGGUUCCUUGAAAGACUUGGUCCUGCACUACAAACACACCUCCCUGGUCCAGCACAACGACUCACUGAAUGUAACCCUGGCCUACCCGGUCCUCGCACAGCAGCCUAGAUGAGCACCAUGACAUGAGAAGUCUGAGGAGAUGCAUAUAAAGCAUGACUAAGCACAUUAUACGGAGCAAAAUAUACUAACACUGAAUGUUAAUGUUUAUCAUAGAAAACAGAUAAGCAUAGUAUAUUAUCUCAAGUAAAUGUAUGGCUUAUUGUAAGCCCAUAGUUUUCCGUAUCAUUCAAAAGCAGCUGCAGUAAUUAUGGUAAGAUCACAGCUUCAGCACUCUGUAUUAUUUACAAAAAAGAUGUCUCAAAGAGGUUGCAUACAUUGCAGUGGUUUGCCUUGUUAAAGCCCAGAGAUCCUGUCUCUUAGAGAGGAAAGUAUCCAAUGAUUACAGGAAAUCUUGAACUAGUGCCGUAGUCCUGAUAUGACCCAGGCAACUUCUUGCCUAUUUUAUAUUAGGACACAGGCCAGGGAUUAAAUGAGGAAUGAACUGAAAGUUGCAGCUGCUUAAAAUCAAUCUUUUAGCUGUUAUGUCACUGCUGUGGGUUAUCGUCUUAUUUGUAUUAUGUUUGGUAGUUUGCUUUUGCCAAUUGUAUGAAUAGAUUCCUUUUUAUGUGAGUUGUCCUAAAGAAGAUGUGAAACAAGCAUGUGAACCUUUUUUUUAAUCAGAAGUGGUGGUUGUAAACUUCAGUCAUGUUAGCUUGAAAUCUGCCUCUUUCUUAAAAGCUAGUUGUCAUGAUCCGAGCAAACAGGCGUUAACCGUUUUAUACUUUAAAAAAAACUGGAGUCUGAGAUCAUAAAGACCCCAUGAAAUCACUUGACGAGCACAGUUUUCUCUCCUGUGUUGAGAUAUUUCCUAUUGAAUCAGGAACUUGGGCGGUACAUAUUAUAGGCCUUGUGCAUUAUAUAUUAAAUAGCCAAUAGACAUAAAGGGAUAGUUCACACAAAAAUAAAAAUAUUCUCAUUAUUUACUCAUCCUCAUGCCAUCCUAGAUGUGUAUGGCUUUCUUUCUUUUGCUGAACACAAUUGAAGAUUUUCAGGAAAAAAAAAAUCAGCUCUGUAGGUCUAUAGUAUGCAAGUGAAUGGUUGCCAAAAUUGUGAAGCACAUAAAGGCAGUAUAAAAAUAAUCCAUAUGACUCCAGUUGUUAAAUCUAUAUUUUCUGAAGUGAUAUAAUAGGUGGGGGAGAGAAACAGAUCAAUAUUUAAGUCCUUUUUUACUAUAAUUCUCCUCCCUGCCCAGUAGGUGGCACAAAGAGCCAAAAACAUAAGAUAAAGAAAUUGAAGGGAAAAGUGGAGAAUUAUAGUAAAAAAGAAAUUUAUCGGUUUCUUACCACUGGAGUUAUAUGGAUUACUUUUAUGCUGCUUUUAUGUGCUUCUGGAUCUUCAAAAUUAUGGUACUCAUUCACUUCCAUUGUGAGGACCAAAAGAGCUGAGAUAUUCUUCUAAAAAUAUUCAUUUAUGUUCUGCAGAAAAAAGAAAGU